AUGACCAGGAUUCUUUCAUCCCGUCUGGCCUAUGACGAUUUUGAAGUGUACCAAUCAAAAAAAAGUGUAAAAUUAUUUGUGGGUAUAAAGUCUAGAAAACGCUCUAUUUUGAACGAUCCAACUGCGCCGUUGUACUCAAAAACUCAAAUGGUUGGAUCCGCAGUAUUUGGAGCCGCCCUGGGUACUGGUACUGCUCUCCUGAUUGCCAUGACUAUAGUAGUGUAUAAGUACUACAACAGAAAGAGAAAAUCUGAAGAAUGGCACUCUUUAGACCGAAUGCCUUUUCCAUCAAAUGUAGAAAAGUCCAGCAAACCUUUCUACCCGUUGCCAAAAACGGAGUUCAACGUAGAAAAAGAACAUCUGAAUAUCCAGCCUCCACAGAAUGUUUCCGCCCAAGCUUUAACGGCUGAAAUUCUUAAAACACCUUUAGACGUAUGUUCGGCAGCUGUGGCUCCUCCGGCUCUCCAGCAUCAAUCCAAAUCAUACCCCGGUGGACAGCCUCUUCUUUGCAGGACUCCUAGUGUAUCGAGCCAGAGUAGCCUGGAUAGUACAGCAUCGAAGCAAUUAGGCGGAUCGACAAGUUCCUGCAACUCUCCAGUACCGGCCUCACCAAGAACAGGCCUAGGAAGGUGUCUCUCGCCUCUAUUCAUACACAGAACCGUGGUUCCUGAAGCGUCGUCCACAACUGCUCCUCCAGCUAGUCCUUUGGGUGCUAUUCAGCCAGACUUGUACUUGCGGAAAGACGGCCCUCUGUUCAUUGGCAGUUCGAACAAAUCCAAUACCAGCAUGGGAAGAUUACAUUUCAGACUGUCUUACGAUUUCGACAGGAGUGACCUAGUUAUACAUCUUAUCGAAGCUCACGACUUGGCCGGAAGCGAUCAGGGCGGCUUCAACGAUCCUUACGUCCGUUUAGCGAUACAGCCGGAAGUGGAUUCCAGAAAACGUCAAACCAAUAUCUGCCGAAACGAUCCGAAUCCAUUAUUCGAUCAACAUUUCAAGUUUCCCGUUUCUCAUGAAGAACUUCAGUCAAAAACCUUGAUUCUUCAGGUAUUCGACUAUGACAGGUAUUCUCGGAAUGAUGUCAUUGGGGAAGUUACAAUGAACAUGGCCGAAUUUGAUAUUGCUAACAGCGUGGAAAUCUGGGGAGAGAUAACCAAGAAUAAGAAACCUAGAGAAGAAAUCCAGGAGGUGCUUGUGUCUUUGAGUUACUUGCCAUCUGCAGAGAGAUUAACAGUGGUGCUGCUCAAAGCGAGGAAUCUAUUUCUGCCUCAAUGUAAAGGAAAUUUGGAUCUGCAACCAUUUGUAAAAGUGUAUCUUCUUGUGAAUGGUAAAAGGGUGAAAAAGAAGAAAACUGCUACUAGAAAGGGUAGUCGCAAUCCCGUUUGGAAUGAAGCAUUAACAUUCACUUUAUCUGCCCAUAACAUAGCCAAUGCUGCAUUAGAGAUUUCUGUAUUCGAUCAAGGAAAUGAUUUAAUAGUGAACAAUACCCUUAUAGGAGCGUGUGUAAUAGGGCCCAAAGAAAGUGGCCCUGAGAAAGAUCACUGGAUUGACAUGUCACAAAGUCCAAGAAAAUCUAUCGCAUGUUGGCAUACAAUAAGGUAAACUUUUUCAAAAAAAUAUGCUCAAAUGAAAACCGUUGUUUUGAAUUAUAUUCCCAAAAUGCAAAGGAAUACAUAUAUUUUUUGUAAAUAUACCUUGAUGGAGAUGAAUAACUGAAUAAUUAUUAAAAAUUAUUUCAAUUCAGUAACAAUCAUAAGAAGUAUUCACCAGAGAUCAUUUUUCAAUGUCUAAGAAUUCUUUAUUCUAGCCAUAAGUCACAAUAAUCAUGAUUUCCACUUGUUAGCACUGAACUGAUGAAAACAAUAUUUUCCUGGAAAUCAUUCAAAUUUUUCAGCUCUCAGGGUUGGUUUAUUUGUUUGCACAUACUCAGAGUACUUAUUAGGUGGGGAUAAACCACACUUUCUAACACUAAUACUUCCUAACUUCUCCACGCUCCUUGCUCCCAUAGAUGGUGUCUUCGUAAGAGGAGAUGUCAUUGCUCAAAGUUUACUUGGGCUUGUUAUUCAAAGGCAGUUGAGUUGAGUCCAGCAGUGGUUCAGCCUAGCACCACUGAUGAGAUCUAUGGCGGAUCGAAAUAGCGAUGUCUUGUGUUGGACCAUGUAUGCGUUGUGUUUUGACUCUGAUUUUCAUUCAGAUCUGUUGGUUAUGAAAACAUUUAUUGGGAAAUAUGUUUUCACAUUUUAAGAGUAAGGCAAAAAUCAUUUUUAGAGGUAUCUAGUUGAAUCAUACUUCAACUAUUUGACUAAUGUCUAUGGAAAUCUUUCAUCAAUAUUAUUUAUAAAAUGACCAGAACUAUCUAUCGAUUCACCUACCAUGAUAUAUAUUUAGGGAAAAUAUAUGUAUUUUGGUCACCCUGUUUUUUGAUGUGAAAGAAAAUUAAAAUUUCACCCUUUCUCCUUUUCCAUGAGGUUGAAUGUUGUAUUCAAAAAUACCAGUGAAAUAUUCAGAAGUUUUUAAAUUGUCAUAAUUUUUAUCUCGUACUGAUCUUUUCGUCCUCAUGCAAAAUGUAACAAAAAACAUCUUUCAAUCAAACAAUAUUCAUUUUGUCUUUGGAGCGUCUCAUAUGAUAUUCAAUCGUAUGAAAAAAAUAUCUGAAUGUUGAGAAACUCGAGAAUCCGUAUAUUAUUCACAAAUAAAAGUGAAUCAAAAUUUCUAGAAGAGUUUAAUGUUUAUAAAUAACCUCAAAAGACAAUCAUUUCUGUUGAUCUCUUUGAUUUUUCCACUUAUAAGUGCAGCAGAGGAGCGAUAUUUAUUUUUGAUAUUGUUGAAACAAUACAUUCAACUGCACCUUAGGUUCAGAAGGAAAAAAUUGGUAAUGCAUUGAAAUAUAUGUCAGUUUUGUGACGAGUUCCAACGAAAACAACGCAUAUUGCAAUAGUUGAUAUUAUUUUGUUUUAAAAAUUUCAAUCAAUCAAAAAAUUGAAAUAUCUGUCAUUCAUAUAUCUCAACGACAACAUCUAUAUGUGGUUGCAUGAAUUUUUGGUUUAACUGACUUUAAAAAAUUGCGAUACAAAACUUUGAAUGACGGGCAUAAAAAUCGAUAAAAUAAAUGUAUAUUUGAUGUUUCAGUGUUCUAGACAUAAUCGAUUACUUUCCUUCUGAACACUCGUGAAUCUAAAUAACAAAACGCUUAAAUUGAGACUGGGAUGUCACGGGACAACCCUCUCUUCUUAUGAUAAAUGUUGCUGUCUUAUAUAUACUAAAUUAUACACCUAAAAUGUGAAAAUUUUUAUCAUCUAUACUGAGAUGUUUUUGAAUACUUUAUAGACUUUUAAUGAAGGUAUAUGUAUUGUAUGAGUGUUCCAUGUUAAAAAGUUCACUGUUCAUAAAAAUGUUGAAAUGUAGCUUUUACCAAGACAAUGUUAAGGUGGAAUAUUUCAAUAUGAAGGGGCAUAGUUUUUAGAACUGUUCCAGUUAGCCUAUAAGAAAAAGUUGAAUACUAUAUUUCAUAACCUUGUUUGCAAAGUGUAAAAAAAGAACUUGGUUUUCCCUUAGUAUUUAGCUUUUUAUAGUUUCCUGAUGGAAUGCAAGUCCGUUGAUUUUCCUCUAGAUAAUAAGCAUAAAGGAAUCCCUUUGAAUUGUUUUAUGCUGGCUGCAGGGACCAUAAUGGUAUAAUAAUAAACAAAAGUUGUAAAAAUUAGUGUAGCGUCCAUAACAUUAAUCAAAUUCGAUUAAAAUUUUUCUCAACCCCAUCAUGGAUACGUCCAAGAAGACACGAAUUUUUAAAUAUCGUCGAUACACUCAGGUGGAAAAAGAGCUAAUUUUUUUGGACACACUCCAUGACUCUAGUAAUGUUCCAGAACAGAUUUUCAUUAUAAAGCACAAAGUGUUUAUUUUUACUCUGCAUUCGGAACAUUGGCAUUGAAAUACUCCACUAUCGAAUUUAUCAUGUAAUAUUUCGUUAUGUUUUAGAUGUUAUUAUAGAUAUCUAAGAGAUGUUAUAUAUGUAUAUAAUUUAAUUGUACAUGAUACAGUAGUGAUUUUUAUUAACUAACAAUUGAUUUAACGAAGCUAUUCUUUGGCAGUAUAUCAAUGUAAAAUAUAUUCCAUUGAAAACAAUACAUCGCCUCAACCUCUAGAAAUAUAUUAUCUGUCUGUAGAUACCCAAAAAUAAUAUUUCCUUAUAUCUGAAUAUAUUUACCUUUAAUCAAGAUCGGAUCAAUAACUUUGAUACGAACAAACUCUUAUGAUUUAUGAAAUCACAGUUUCAGAUUUUGAGUGAAAUAAAUUUUUUGCAGAGGAAAAUAUUUUGGUGGCGGCAAGAAUCACAAUUAGGGUGAACGAAAUAGGAGCUGGUAGUACUAUAAGUUCCUUUCGAUUUAGGUCUACCAUCCCGGAUUUUGUUCUCUCCGAUUUUUGAAUAUUAUUGUUAUCACAAUCUUGAAAAAAAUAAAAUUCAUAACGUAGAACUUUAUAAAGAGCUAACUUUACAGUUCACCUUGUUAUUGUCUAAACACAAUACACCUUUUUCUGAGGAAACUAUUAUAUUUGCAGGAAAAAUGUAUUUAUCUUUACGUUUCAAAUACAGAAUUUAUUUCCGUCACCAGAGUUCAAAAAACACAUCAAAUUCGCCUUUACACAUAUUUUAGGUGACUUGUCAAGGGAACUAAGAAGUUUGAUGCAGUCUACACCAGUAUACAGUUCUCUAUUGAAAUUUUUUUCAGACGGUAUGAGACGUAAACUACAUCUUGAGUUUUAUCUAUCAAAAUCAUAACGUCAUCAGACGAGUCAGCAUACUGUUCAAUUAUAUUAUUGUACUCUAAAAUUAUAGUGUUUCUGAAUACCUUAACAAUAUUUUAUCAGCACGAUAUAUAUGAUCUGACUAUUGGUUUUACUGUGAAUAUCCGAUAUCUAAGUGGGAAAUAAAAUUGUCAGAUUUUCUUCUCAAAACUAAUUCCAAUUACAAUCGAUCUUUAUAAACGACAUACAAUUUCACAAAAUUACACAAUAUAGAAGAACCAUUUUAUAUGAACUGUAAACUUCAACGAUAUUCACCAUGGUGACCAUGCACUGACUAAUUAUACUGAGGAACAUUCUUGUCUCAAUUGGAGGCAUAAAAUUGCAACAUUGUGCGAGGAUUGCGUGUUUUUGUCUUUUGAAGUUUAGAGUGAUACUGAUGAAGAGUCUUGUCGACCUGAAACAACGAGUGUAAUGUAAUGAACGUUUGGCGUACAAAAUGAAUAGAAAAGUGUCUGUCAGUUAUGUAAUGAAAUUAACCGAUACUUAAUGAAAAUCCACAACGAAUUGAAGUAAUACUUGAACAUUUUUGCUAGAUAGUAUUAAAGUAUUGAAAAACACUUUAUUGUGAGAUUUUCACUAAACAGUUUUACAAAAAACGCAACACGU
This is a messenger RNA of Leptinotarsa decemlineata (Colorado potato beetle), 5406 nucleotides long. RefSeq names its product Ubr1 ubiquitin ligase (gene Ubr1). The record is from RefSeq and is a predicted model, not a curated record. Gene Ontology annotation, cellular component: cytoplasm; membrane; ubiquitin ligase complex. Gene Ontology annotation, biological process: ubiquitin-dependent protein catabolic process via the N-end rule pathway; protein ubiquitination. Gene Ontology annotation, molecular function: zinc ion binding; ubiquitin protein ligase activity. Lineage: Eukaryota; Metazoa; Arthropoda; Insecta; Coleoptera; Chrysomelidae.